UUCGCUGUCACGCGCCACGUUGAUAGAUUGAUUCAUAGCUCGUUGUGCCGCCAUUGUGCUGUUCAGUUCGUAGUUCCGCCAUUGUGAAGACAUUUUGUUAAGUUCAUUUCUCGUUUAAAAUGUUUAUUGCCCUUACAUUUACGUUAUUACUCGUCAGCUCUGCCAUGGCGAAACCCCGAUACGCGGAUCUUGACGAAGAUGAACAGCAGUUGUACCGAGCAGCGUACGACACGCCAUCCUACGACCACGACGAGUACGAAGAACCAGAAGACCUGCAUCUGGGCAAGUUGGAUCUCCUCAAGGACGGCUUGUGGGCUAUAAAGGCGAAAAUCAACGAACUGAAGGCGUUCAAUAAGGCAUUAGCGGCUAACAUGCUGUCGACAAAGCUAAAAGUUAAGGAGCUCAUUGCCAGCAAAUUGCUGUUGAAGAAGCAUCAUCACGAUACAGUCGAGCACAAGAAGCCUAUGCAUAACUACCAGCCUCAACCUUAUCCAACGUACGAGCCCCAAAUGCCACAAUACGGUGAGCCGCAAAUGCCGCAAUAUGGUGCACCCCAACAUGGACACGACCCUUACUAUGGAAUCUAAGCAGAGCAACAAAAUGGCUUAGUUAAAGUACACGCUGGACGUUAGCUACAAUCAUUUCUCUCUAUAUUCUUCACAUAGAAAGAACAAGAGUAGAUUAGGUAUUUUUCUAGAGAUUCUAAAUAAAUCCAUCAAAAAAAUUAUUUUUUUCAAAUUGUAACGAUAUAAAAUUAAAGCAUAGUUUAUUUCAAUUUGUUAUUAUUACUUUAUUAAAGGUUCAUGAAUAUCGC
Messenger RNA from Maniola jurtina (meadow brown), 814 nucleotides. RefSeq lists its product as uncharacterized. Bases 120 to 587 code for a protein of 155 amino acids. NCBI's taxonomy places the organism in Eukaryota, Metazoa, Arthropoda, Insecta, Lepidoptera, Nymphalidae. The record is from RefSeq and is a predicted model, not a curated record. The transcript has 3 exons.